Molecule: messenger RNA, 2175 nt
Organism: Leptidea sinapis
Lineage: Eukaryota; Metazoa; Arthropoda; Insecta; Lepidoptera; Pieridae
Gene: Slmap
Exons: 8
Coding region: 226-2175 (649 amino acids)
Source: RefSeq, a predicted model, not a curated record
GAGAGCCUGGAGCGGCGCGGACGGGAGGCGGCCGCGCUGCACACACACAACUGUGCGCUGCGGCUGGCGGCCGACCACGCGCUCGCCGAGCUGCAGAAAUUAGCGUCGCGUUGCGAUCGAAAGAUAUGUGCGGCGCGACUCGCUGUGUCCACGGCCGAGGAACGAGAGAGCACGCUGCGGAAACGAUUACCUCUAACUUAUUCAGUUCAAAAUGGCGAGGCGAAGAUGCUAGUUCUCAGUGUGGAUAGUAACAAAGUACUGGACUCAAAACGGGUGAGCUCGCUCGAAGACGCUAUUAGGGCGCUGCCUGACUACAUCAAAUUAUUGCUGCCACAACAUCUGCUAAACAAGAUUGGAUUGAAAGUAGUGACAGCUGAUGGAAAAUCCCCCAAGGAGGUCGACUUGAUAUUAAAUAAGAAUUGUAUAAAUAGCUCUGAAAAUAAUGAAAAACAAGACGAGGAGACGAGCGGAGGAGGCAGCGGCGAGAAGACAGAGGAAACUAAUUGUAGUGGUGAUGAAACUAACAAACUGAAUCACGGUACUUAUGAAGGUGACAAUCAAGUGGAAUCAUUGAAUCCGGUCGAUGGAGAAUUAUGUCCUGACAACAAUGCCAACUGCACCAUCACCGAGGCCGACAGCAAAGAAGAAUCGCCGAUGAAGGCCGGAGUGGAGUACGCCAACAUACUGCGCGUGAUGGCCGGUCUCAACGAGGAGAUCCGAGCGUUGCGGGAGCGAGUGACGGCCGCCAACAGCGAGCUGGACCAGCUGAGGCACGUGCGGGACGAGCUGCUGGCGGCGCGGGACGCGGCGCCCGACGAGCACGUGGCCGGGCUGCGGGCCGCGCUCGGGGACCUGCAGGCUCAACUGACGCGGUCGACGGUGUCGGAGGAGGCCAACCUGGCGGAGAUCAAGCGGCUGGCGACCAGCGCCGCCGAGAUGCAGGCCGAGCUGGCCUUCCGACCCUCGCGCGCCGACGUCGACGAUCUCACCGCCGUCGUCGGCAGUCUGCGCGCCGACCUGCUGGCCAAGGACGCGCUGCUGGAGCGGCUCCUGGCGCGGGACUCGGAGCGCGCCGGGGUCGACAAGGCCGUGGAGACCGCGCCGCCGGACGAGAGCAUGGAUACCGGACACAUCACCGCGCAGAUAGACGAAAUGUUCCACCUCGACUACGACGACGACGAGAGCGACUCGACGGCGAUCGAGACGAACGACGCCGAGCCGGCGGCCGAGCGCGCGCGGCUCGACGACGACGAACGAGUGCAGGCGCACCUGCGGAACGGGAGCCUGCUGGCGCUGCAGGAGGAGCUGGUGCGGGCCAAGGAGGGCUGGGCCGCCGCCGCCGACGAGCGCGCGCGGCUCGACGACGACGAACGAGUGCAGGCGCACCUGCGGAACGGGAGCCUGCUGGCGCUGCAGGAGGAGCUGGUGCGGGCCAAGGAGGGCUGGGCCGCCGCCGCCGACGAGCGCGCGCGGCUCGACGACGACGAACGAGUGCAGGCGCACCUGCGGAACGGGAGCCUGCUGGCGCUGCAGGAGGAGCUGGUGCGGGCCAAGGAGGGCUGGGCCGCCGCCGCCGACGAGCGCGCGCGGCUCGACGACGACGAACGAGUGCAGGCGCACCUGCGGAACGGGAGCCUGCUGGCGCUGCAGGAGGAGCUGGUGCGGGCCAAGGAGGGCUGGGCCGCCGCCGCCGACGAGCGCGCGCGGCUCGACGACGACGAACGAGUGCAGGCGCACCUGCGGAACGGGAGCCUGCUGGCGCUGCAGGAGGAGCUGGUGCGGGCCAAGGAGGGCUGGGCCGCCGCCGCCGACGAGCGCGCGCGGCUCGACGACGACGAACGAGUGCAGGCGCACCUGCGGAACGGGAGCCUGCUGGCGCUGCAGGAGGAGCUGGUGCGGGCCAAGGAGGGCUGGGCCGCCGCCGCCGACGAGCGCGCGCGGCUCGACGACGACGAACGAGUGCAGGCGCACCUGCGGAACGGGAGCCUGCUGGCGCUGCAGGAGGAGCUGGUGCGGGCCAAGGAGGGCUGGGCCGCCGCCGCCGACGAGCGCGCGCGGCUGGCGGCGCGGCUGGCCCGGCUCCAGGCGGCGCCCCGGCCCUGCGCGCGGGCGGCGCUGGCGCUGGCCGUGCUGCUGGCCGCGCUGUACGUGGCGCUGGCGCCGCACCUGGCGUGA